Peniophora sp. CBMAI 1063 is the source of this 3291-nucleotide messenger RNA. Lineage: Eukaryota; Fungi; Basidiomycota; Agaricomycetes; Russulales; Peniophoraceae. The record is from the annotation of a GenBank genome assembly.
AUGUCUGCCGACGCGCGCGAUAUUGAGUGGCAGGCGCGGCGCUCGCCGCAGCUUGAGUCGACGCCGCUUUCGAGGGCUGGACUACUCGAGAUCUCCCGGAGCCACAACUCGGGCGGCUAUGCCGCGCAACAUUCGCCACUGGCGGUACCUCAUACGCAGGAAGAUAUCCGAGAGAGCACGAUGCAGCUCUCAUCCUUCGUGAUGCAACAUAUGCAGACACCACCUUCACUCCUGGGUCCGAAUAGCAAUAUUGGCUCUGACCCAACAAACGGACUUGUCUUCCCGCAUGCGCCCUCACGCGCUUCAUUGCGUUCUCAGACCGCUUCGGCAAAGUCUGCCUCUGGCGUCCAUACGCCAAGUCUAUCAAGUCUUGAACUUGACGCUUCUGUACCAAGUUUGGACGACACCUCUACGCCAGCCGACUCCGCACCCUCAGGCCUAUCGCUACUACUUGCACGACACGCUUCACGCUCGCCACCGGAUACCCGCAGUUUUGCCGAUGUAGUGAGGGAUGGACAGGGAGAUGAAGAUGGCGAGGGCGAGGACACGCCACAUGUACGAAGUCCGGAUACCGAGCACGGAAGUGCUGUACCGACACCGCGUCCGCCGCCUCGCGUGCCGAGCGGCCUGUACGAGGAGACGACGCCACAUGCUAUGGCUAUGUCGCCUGCGUCUGUAUCCACCAUCGCCGAACACGAGCAUGAGCAUGAGGCGAGCGAGAGGACACCGUUGUUACCUGCAAGGUCGAUGCCUGCAUCUCAUCCGCAUUUACCGCUUGCGCCUGUGCCGAACGGGAUGAAUGGGCAUGGGCUGGUUGGGAAUGGACUUGGUGAGGAUGGCGAGGGGAUGGAUGUGAAGGGUGGGAGGAGAGAGAAGUUGAAGGCGAGGGUUCAGCAUGGGGCGAAGGAGGUUGGGAAGGAUGCGGUUAGGGCUGUCCCAGCCGUCAUAUUGGGCACACUGCUGAAUGUUCUGGACGGCGUGUCAUAUGGCAUGAUCAUCUUUCCUGCGUCGGGCGUCUUCGCAGACCUCGGCGCUAUGGGCGUUACCAUGUUCUUCGUGACGGCUAUCGUCAGUCAGCUCAUCUACAGCGCUGGCGCAAGUGGCUUCGCGGGCGUGAACGGAAGCAUGAUGAUUGAAGUUGUCCCAUUCUUCCAUAUCCUCGCACAAUCCAUCGAAGACAUCAUCCUGGCCUCAGGCGGGCCACCAGAAGCAGUGAUUGCCACAACACUCGUCGCAUUCGCAUUCUCUUCCCUUCUUACGGGUCUCACCUUCCUACUACUGGGCGUCUUCAAGCUCGGCAACCUUAUCGGCUUCUUCCCGCGACAUAUCCUCGUCGGCUGUAUAGGAGGCGUUGGCGUUUUCCUCUUUAUCACAGGACUAACAGUUUCCCUGCGCGUGUCGGACGACGUACCGCUGAACCUCGACUUCCUCAAGCUACUGUUCCAGGAUGGCGCGUCGAUUGCUCUGUGGAUGCCCGCGCUUGGGCUUGCGAUCUUGCUACGGGUCAUCACGCAUCAUUGGCAUGGGCAGCUUAUCCUUCCGACUUACUUCAUUGUGAUACCCGCCAUCUUCUACGUCGUCGUUGCGGCUGCACACCUCGACCUUGGCACGCUGAGAAGAGAUGGAUGGCUGUUCGAUGUUGCUGUCAGCAGCGAGCCAUGGUACCACUUCUACUCGUACUUCGACUUCACACAGACACACUGGGGUGCGAUUUGGGCUACGAUGCCGACGCAACUAGCGCUGCUCUUCUUCAACAUCUUGCACCCGCCUCUGAACGUGCCAGCGCUCGCUGUAUCACUUGAUCAUGAUGUCGAUACCAAUGCGGAGCUCACGGCACACGGUUACUCGAACCUUGCAGCUGGUGUACUCGGUACACCGCCGAACUACAUCGUCUACGUCAACACCUUGCUCUUUUAUAAGGUUGGCGGCGAUACACGGGUCGCUGGGUUCAUGCUUGCAGCCGCAACGACUGUGCUUCUUGUGGUCGGCACUGGCCCCAUAGCGUACAUCCCGGUGAUGGUUGUCGGCGCGCUGAUCUUCGUUCUCGGGUUUGAUCUGGCGAAGGAAGCGCUCUGGGAUACUCGUGGACGCGUGAGCAAGAGCGAAUACGCGACGAUUGUGUCUAUUGUCAUUGCAAUGACUGUAUGGGACUUCGUCAUCGGUGUACUCUUCGGUAUCGUCAUAAGCUGUUUCUUCUUCGUUGUACAGCAUUCCCGCCGACGCUCGAUCCGCGCAAUCCAUACCGGCACGGCAGUGCUCUCAACCGUCCGCCGCCCAUCAGCGCAUCGUGCCUACCUUCGAGCAGCCUCUUCACAGACGACCGUCCUCCGCCUACAAGGCUUCCUCUUCUUCGGCACCAUCGCAGGCGUGGAAGAUGCGUUACGCUCUCUCUCUCACGCGCGCUUUGCUGUGCUCGAUUUGACACUCGUGGGCGGUGUCGAUCUAUCAGCGGCCGAAGCGCUCGUGCGUGUACACCGCUUCCUCAAGAACGCCGGAGUGGUACUCGUCCUCUGCGGGCUGAACAACGCGGACGUCCGGCGCGCACUCGAGAGCGUCGGCCUCUUCGAAGCCGGAGCCGAACUAUUCGAUACACUCGGCGACGCGAUAGAGUGGACCGAGAACGUCUACCUACGCGCCUGGUUCGCAAGACAGAAAGCAGAGGGCGUACACGUCGAAGCCCACGCAGCCGUAAGCGCACGGGAGAACGGCGCUCAUGUUGACUUUGGGCUUGCGGGGAGUCCGAGGGCCGAAGCGCUCGGCGAUGCGGGGCGCAGGACGAUCGCAUUAGGAUUGUCGAAUGCGCAUUACCCGGUUGAAGCGCCGGUGGAGGUUGAUGCGCAUGCGGAGCUGUUCGUUACGCUUGCUCAGGCGUUGUCGGAGCAUGGUGCACUUGACCGAGCGCGGUUUGCUGCGUUGCCGAGGUACUUCACAAGACAUGCUUUGCCUACGGGACACACGUUGUUCGAACAAGGGGACGCCGCGGAUGCGCUGUAUGUCGUACAGGCGGGAGUCUUGAGAGCGACAUACGCAUUUGCGGCUCCUACCACUCCCGUCGUGGAGAGUAUGGUACCCGGAACGUUGGCGGGAGAGCUAAGCGCGCUGUGUGGUGGAGAGAGGAACGCGAGCGUUGUCGUUGAGCGCGAUGCGGUGGUGUGGAGGUUGGGUGUCAACGAACUCAGGAGGAUGGAAGCGGAGGAGCAUGAGAUGGCGAGCGAGUUCAUAAGGCUCGUAUUGAGUGCUGCGAAGACGGACUACGAUGUGCUUCUUGCGGCGCUUGCUACGCGGAUGUAG